Thunnus maccoyii (southern bluefin tuna) is the source of this 4731-nucleotide messenger RNA. RefSeq names its product adenosine monophosphate deaminase 2b (gene ampd2b). Gene Ontology annotation, molecular function: AMP deaminase activity. Bases 305 to 2599 code for a protein of 764 amino acids. The transcript has 19 exons. The record is from RefSeq and is a predicted model, not a curated record. Lineage: Eukaryota; Metazoa; Chordata; Actinopteri; Scombriformes; Scombridae. Gene Ontology annotation, cellular component: cytosol. Gene Ontology annotation, biological process: IMP salvage; AMP metabolic process.
CAGCCGGGGGCAAAAACAAGCCCCUCUCCCCCUUCAGGAAGCGAGGCAGCCUGCAGUACACAGCCAGCACAGCAGACGCCAUCCUGGGCCAUUUGCUGUUUGGCAUGCUCCAUCUCCCUGCCAGGACAGCCUCUCUCUCCUCUCUCUGUGUCUCUCUCUCCUCUCUCGGCCCUGCUAGCUGCUGGUUAACGCAGGCUCUGAGGAGACAGUUGAUCUCCGUGGUGCCCGCCACCUCCUCACUUCCCAGCAUUCCUUGCCUGGGAUCCCCGUCUCAUUGAAGCAAUCCAUUGACCUGCGUACAUCCAUGGACGGGAAGUACAAGGAGAUUGCCGAGGAGCUUUUCUCCCGCAGCCUGGCAGAGAGUGAGAUGCGCAGCGCCCCCUAUGAAUUUCCAGAGGACAGCCCCAUCGAACAGCUGGAGGAGAGACGUCAGCGCCUCGAGCGACAGAUCAGCCAGGAUGUCAAGUUUGAACCCGACAUCCUGCUGCGAGCCAAACAGGAGUUCAUGAAGACUGACAGUGCCACAGAUCUGGAAUACAUGAAGGAGCAGAGCCAAACUCCUGACCUGCCGAGAGAGCUGGUUCCAGAGAGAGAGUACCAACGGGUCACUAUUUCUGGAGAGGAGAAAUGUGGGGUCCCCUUCACAGAUCUGCUGGAUGCUGCCAAAUGUGUGGUGAAGGCCCUGUUCAUAAGACAGAAGUACAUGGGUCUGUCGCUGCAGAGCUUCUGCAGGACCACCGCUCGUUACCUGCAGGAGCUCAGUGAGAGACCCCUGGACUUAGAUAUCUAUGAGGAGGAGUUCCCAGAGACAGCAGAGACCACAGUAAUUGCAGAUGCCACAGUGCACCCACCUGUUUCUAAAACGCACCCCUAUGUGAACCGGGACCCUGCCAGCAUGCCCCCUGAUAUGGGUUACGGCUGCAAGAUGGUGGGCGGUGUCAUGCAUGUGUACACGACGAGGAACAUAAUGGAAAAGAGCACAGAGCUGGACCUGCCGUAUCCAGACCUGCAGGAAUACAUCGCUGAUAUGAACGUCAUGAUGGCCCUCAUUAUCAACGGACCAGUAAAAUCCUUCUGCUACCGGCGUCUGCAGUAUCUCAGCUCCAAGUUCCAGAUGCACAUCCUUCUGAAUGAGAUGAAAGAACUGGCAGCGCAGAAGAAAGUCCCACAUCGAGACUUCUACAAUAUCCGCAAGGUCGACACACAUAUCCACGCUUCGUCCUGUAUGAACCAGAAGCAUCUUCUGCGUUUUAUCAAAAGAGCCAUGAAGAAAUAUCCUGCAGAGAUUGUGCAUGUGGAAAGAGGAAAGGGUCAGACGCUCAUGGAGGUGUUUGAGAGCAUGAACCUCACAGCCUUCGACCUGAGUGUGGACACCCUGGACAUGCAUGCAGACCGUAACACUUUCCAUCGCUUUGACAAGUUCAAUGCCAAAUACAAUCCCAUUGGCGAGUCCAUCCUGAGAGAGAUCUUCAUCAAAACGGACAACCACAUCGAGGGGAAAUACUUUGGUCACAUUAUUAAGGAGGUUAUGGCUGACCUGGAGGAGAGCAAGUACCAGAACGUGGAGCUGAGGCUGUCAAUCUAUGGGCGCUCCAGAGACGAGUGGGACAAACUGGCCAAGUGGGCUGUCAAACAUCAGGUCUACUCAAACAAUGUGCGCUGGCUCGUGCAAGUGCCGCGACUUUUUGAUGUCUACCACACAAAGAGACAGCUGUCCAACUUCCAAGAGAUGCUGGAGAACAUCUUCAUGCCUCUGUUUGAAGUUACAGUCAACCCCGGCAGCCAUCCAGAGUUGCACCUCUUCCUUCAGCACGUUGUGGGGUUUGACAGUGUGGAUGACGAGUCGAAACCAGAGCAACAUAUCUUCAACCUGGACAGUCCGCUGCCAGUCAACUGGACCGAGGAGGACAACCCGCCCUACUCCUACUACCUCUAUUAUAUGUAUGCAAACAUGACUGUUCUGAAUCACCUGCGCAGGCAGCGGGGGUUUCACACACUUGUACUACGUCCUCAUUGUGGCGAGGCGGGGCCGAUCCAUCACCUGGUGUCUGGUUUCAUGCUGUCGGAGAACAUCUCCCACGGGUUGCUGCUCAGGAAGGCUCCUGUGCUCCAGUAUCUGUACUACUUGGCUCAGAUAGGCAUCGCCAUGUCUCCCCUCAGCAAUAACAGCCUGUUCCUCAGUUACCAUCGCAACCCUCUACCAGAGUACCUGUCCAGAGGCCUGAUGGUCUCUCUGUCUACAGAUGACCCACUGCAGUUUCACUUCACCAAGGAGCCGUUGAUGGAAGAGUACAGCAUCGCUGCUCAGGUGUGGAAGCUGAGCUCCUGUGAUAUGUGUGAGCUGGCGAGAAACAGCGUGCUGAUGAGCGGAUUCUCUCAUAAGGUGAAGAGCAACUGGCUUGGCCCAAACUACAUCAAGGAGGGACAGGAGAGCAAUGACAUCAGGCGCACCAACGUUCCUGACAUCCGUGUGGCGUACCGGUACGAGACCAUGUGUGAGGAGUUGAAUUUAAUCACACAGGCGAUCCGCACAGAUGAGCUGGAGACCAUCGAGGAGGAGGGCAGUCUGUGUAUGGCGGCUGUGCAGGGAGAGAAGUGAACACGCCGCACAACACAACACAACAAAAUUCUCACUACAUUCCCUGUUUUCACAUUGGGACUUUGUACAGAUUUGCAUAUGAACAUAUCACACCUGUGAAAGGAGAAAAGCUUUGUUACAAAGAGAUUAUGAGAGUCGCCACUGUGGCGAGAGGACCUACAAUCUGUGUACAUGAGGUGUUUACUUCCUUCUUCAGUUUCUUUGAGUUAUUCUUUGUUAAAUUUGUCGCAGUGAUUUCAAGAUGUCUCUUGAUCUAUUUAUUUUUAAAUGAUUAUAUUUUCAUGGUUUGUGGCCAGAUUUCUGUCAAUGUCUCUGUACAAAGUCUGUAUUUCAUGUAGAAAGCCUGGUACAAUUCUCACCUUCAAAAUGUUACCUAUCAAUACAACUUACACACUGGAUCCCACAGUGACUGAUUAAAGAAGACAAUCAGGAACAAUUUUGCAAAGUAAAGAGCCUGUUACUGCUUGCAGGGCCGUAGCUAACAUUUAGGACACUGAGGUCAUGUACUUGGUAUCUUUUCUGGCAGUUUGAGGGUUUUGUUACCGUAGUUUUGAGGCGUCAUUAUCUAACAGUCAGUUUUUAUAGACUCCACAUAUUUAAAGUCCAGAUGAAACAGUAAUUUUGAGAUUAUCUAACUUCUGCAUCGUGACGUAUUUUCAAGUGAAACAGGAUAGACAGGCUGGACAUAACAUUGGGAGGAAUUUGAAACGUUGAAUGUAGAAAAGUUGGCGUGUCAUAAUGAAGUUGACGAUUGAUUGAUGGGUGGAUGUCAUGACAUUAUUGGUUGAAAUAGGUUGGUUCAAGCCUACGUAAGCACACGUCAUAUUUUGCUUUACAGGAAGAAAACAUGAUUGGAUUUUGAUAUAAGAAUACAAAAGGAAUGGAUUAUUUUUGGGGCAUAUAUUGUUAAAUAGGUGCACAAUAUGACCGAGGAUGUGAUCUCAAAGAGUUCAUUUUUCAUCUCGACUUUAAAUUUGACUACAAAAUAAAUAAACAAAUGCACAGAGUAGAGAACAACAUUUAGACCUUCAUUUUGGGGGAAAAAACGGCAACACUUUAUUUUAUGGUCCUAGAAAGUUUCCUGUGCAGAACUAUAUAACCUGGUAUUCAUUUUAGGGGGAAGAUCUGAGAUAGUUAUUAGUUAGUUGUUAGUAGUUGUUGAUUUCCAGAUAAAUUUCCUUGUAAGUACUCCUCAAUUUAAAUAAAACUUGCAGAAAAUAUAAAUGAACAGCUAACUGAAUAUAUGAAGUAUAAAUAAUCCAAAUAAUAAAAAGAGAAUGUAUUAUUUAUUUAGAGACUUUCUUUUUGGUAUUGGGGGGGUGACAGCGGUAUUUCUAACAUCCUGGCUACGGCCCUGAUUAUUUACCAAAUCACCAACUUUUGCAGCAGAAUCUGUGAACAUGUUACUGCAAAAACCUUCAAAGAAUAUUUUAGUCCCAUUAGAAACACUACAUGAAUUGUUUUUGUCUGUUAGUUUGCAUUUUAAACUGUAAUUAACCACAGGACAAUACCUCAUGCUGUAUAACUGGUUGAUCUUCAGUAUUCCUGCUACUGGCAGUUAUAUUAAUUACAUGUUUCCUACAGCUGCUCCUUGUGAUAUUCUUACUGUUUAUUUUUCUUUUACAGUCUUUACAGUGAUUCAGUAGGGUUGCAUGAAGGCAUGUCACUAUCGUUUCUGGUGUGCAGUAAUGCUACUAAGUUGUAGCGUCUGAUUAUACUAACUCUUACUUUGUGACAUUGUUUCUACUGAGUCUGAACUUUAACUCCUGAUACCAUCUGACCUUUACACGUAUAUAUUUGAAAUACGUACAUUGCUGACUACAGUGAAUAAUGCAUGAUCUGUUCCAGUUUUAUGUAAUUUUACUCCUUGCACAACUUCAACCGGUGCCGUGAAUCACAAAAAAACUUCCACCAGUGCCAAAGUCAUGAGUAAAACAUUUUUUCAGAGAACUUAAAGUCAACUAAACUGAUGAACCUUUUUGAAACUCCUGCCUUGUCCUGAUGUUAUCAGGAGGACGACUUGUUGCUACUCAAAAGCAAUGUGUGUGCUCCCUCGUGAUUCUAUGUGUUGUUUGUGAAAUAUUAUUUAAUGACAUCUGUGUCUAUGAAAAAUAAAUGUUGUUCACACUGGA